This is a messenger RNA of Neurospora hispaniola, 765 nucleotides long. RefSeq lists its product as uncharacterized. The transcript is spliced from 3 exons. Lineage: Eukaryota; Fungi; Ascomycota; Sordariomycetes; Sordariales; Sordariaceae. The record is from RefSeq and is a predicted model, not a curated record. Bases 1 to 765 code for a protein of 254 amino acids.
AUGUCUGGCAACCAAGACGACACCACCGUGCCUGUGUACUACUCGCACCACAGCUACCUAUUCGCGGAAAUCACCAAGAAGCAUCCCAACCUCACCACAGAAGAGCUCGAGAAAGAGUUCAAAACCAAAGUUGAGGGCGCGUACGCCACCAAGCUUUUCGACGAGUUCGGUGCCUUCUACCACAUCUCGCGCGACCAAGUCGAUGCGUUCAAGGCGUUCGUUGCUGAUGAGUUGAUGUGGAGCCGCUACCUCGAAGACAAGCCUGAGGUUGGCCUAACCUUGCAACAGGGCACAAAACUCGUCGCCAAGUUCAGGGCCAAGAUCGCUGAGCUCAAGGAGGAGCAUGCCGCGGAGAAGAAGAAGCUCCAGAGCGAGCAUAGAGCCGUCUAUGAAGCCUUCUACAAGGGCGCCUGCGCGGACUACAGCAGCCAGAUCAAAGAGCUGUCGGCCGAGAACGAGCGUCUCAAGGAGGAGAACGCGGAGGUCAAGCGCCUCAAGCAGGACUUGCUCGAUGAGCGGGAGGAGCAGUUUGACAAAUUCGAGGUGCUUUUGGGGGCGAAGAUGGACCUUGAGAAGGACGUGAAGAGGAAGGAAGACAGGAUCAAGAAUCUUGAAGAUGAGGUCGCCGACCUGAAGAAGCACAAGGGCCUCGCCGAAGAAAGCGCUCGAAGACUGGAGUAUAUCGCUGAGCUCAAGAACGGAAACAAAAAGUUGGAGGAGGAAAUCAAGAUCUCGACCAGGAAAUUGGUGGAACGGACUACCUAG